ACUAUUGGUUAAGUCUUCUAACAAAUGAUGAUUUGUUUGAUAUCUUCUUUAAUUUAAUUAAUAUUCAAAAUCAACAGUUAAUUAAAAGCAAUCGAUAUGAUUGAUAUUGAAAGUUUGAGCGUGCUCACGUUACUUUGGAUAUGUACUUUAGAGUAAAGUCUAAUAUUUUCCUAAGAAUUUCAAUAAAUGCAUGAAGUCAGAUAUAAAAUAGAAGAAUAGCGGUUAGCUGAAAGACUAUAGUCUCAUUGUUAACUGAAUAGUAAACCAUUGCUUUUCUACCGUCUAUGACAACAUAGAUAUAUCAUCAUACAGAGCUUUGAUGUUUUAUUGAUCUAAGUUUUAAAUUGUUAUCGUUAUUAUUAUUACUUUUCUAUGAUAAAUUGAUAAAGACUUUUAUCGUUAUAAUGAAAAAAGAAAUGAAUGUUAUAUAACAUGAAUGACUUUUUUUGUUUCUUACUGAUAAAAGAAAGCAAAGAAAGACAUUUAGAAGUUAAGGUACUCACUUAUAUAUUUGCUCUGAUAAUCUUUACAAACAUAGAAUAUUCAAUGUAUUUGUCUGAAACAGAUAUUUCAAUACUGUCUUAAAUGAAAAAUAUUCAACUUAGUUUUUGUUUUUGUUUUUGUUUAGAUAAUAGCGAAACAAUCAUAAAAUAAUGCCGAUUGAAGUUGGUCAACAAGCACCAGAUUUUACUUUAUACAAUACCGAACAAAAAGAAAUUUCUCUUAAAGAUUUAAGAUCAAAAUCGAAUGUUGUUCUUUUAUUUUUUCCAUUGGCUUUUACCAGUGUUUGUACGAAAGAAUUAUGUUCAACUUGAGAUGAAAUUAGUCAAUUUGAAGAUUUAAAUGCAACUGUUAUUGCUAUUUCAGUUGAUUCACUUUUUUCUUUGGGAAAAUUUCGCCAAGAAAAUGAAAUUCCAUUUGAUUUAUUAUCUGAUUUUAACAAAGAAAUUUCUCGAAAAUAUGAUUCACUUUAUGAAGAUUUUCCCUUACUUGCUCUUAAAGGUGUUACAAAACGAAGUGCUUUUAUUAUUGACAAACAAGGAAUAAUUCGAUAUGCUGAAAUACUUGUUGAUCCAACUAAACUUCCAGAUUUCGAUAAAAUUAAAGAAAUAUUAGACAAUUUUAAUAAAUCAUAG
This is a messenger RNA of Rotaria sp. Silwood2, 1136 nucleotides long. The record is from the annotation of a GenBank genome assembly. Lineage: Eukaryota; Metazoa; Rotifera; Eurotatoria; Philodinida; Philodinidae.